UCCCAGGGCGGUCAUGCCAGGCUUACGGGGCGCAGUGCAGGCUCCCGCUGCUGGGGGGAGAGCUGGGUUUUCAUGGGGAGGCAGCUGAGACAGGACCCGCAGCCAUGAACCGCUUCCAUGGGCUCUGCAAGGUGUGCUCAGAACGCCGCUACCGGCAGAUCACUAUCCCGAGGGGCAAAGAUGGCUUCGGCUUCACCAUCUGUUGUGAUUCUCCAGUUCGAGUUCAAGCCGUGGAUUCUGGGGGCCCAGCAGAGAGGGCAGGACUGCAGCAGCUGGACACACUGCUACAACUGAAUGAGAGGCCUGUGGAGCACUGGAAAUGUGUGGAGCUGGCACACGAGAUCCGGAGCUGUCCUGGUGAGAUCAUCCUGCUUGUGUGGCGCGUGGUCCCCCAGAUCAAGCCAGGGCCGGAUGGUGGAGUUUUGCGGCGGGCUUCCUGCAAGUCCACACAUGACCUCCUGUCACCCCCUAACAAGAGGGAGAAGAACUGUACCCAUGGGGCCCCAUCCCGUCCUGAGCACCGCCACAGCUGCCACCUGGUGUGUGACAGCUCUGAUGGGCUCCUGCUUGGCGGCUGGGAGCGCUACACCGAAGUGGGCAAGCGCAGCGGCCAACACACCCUGCCUGCGCUGUCACGGGCCACCACCCCUACCGACCCCAACUACAUCAUCCUGGCCCCGCUGAAUCCCGGAAGCCAGUUGCUGCGGCCUGUGUAUCAGGAGGAUGCCAUCCCCGAAGAACCAGGGACUACCACUAAAGGGAAAUCGUACACCGGCCUGGGCAAGAAGUCCCGACUGAUGAAGACAGUGCAGACCAUGAAGGGCUACAACAACUACCAAGAUUGCUCAGCCCUGAGACCACAUGUCCCGCAUUCAAGCUACGGCACCUAUGUCACCCUGGCCCCCAAAGUCCUGGUGUUCCCUGUUUUUGUUCAGCCCCUAGAUCUCUGUAACCCUGCCCGGACUCUCCUGCUGUCGGAGGAGCUGCUGCUGUAUGAGGGGAGGAACACAGCUUCCCAGGUGACACUGUUUGCCUACUCAGACCUGCUGCUCUUCACGAAGGAGGACGAGCCAGGCCGCUGUGACGUCCUGAGAAAUCCCCUCUACCUCCAGAGCGUGAAGCUACAGGAGGGCUCUUCAGAAGACUUGAAAUUCUGUGUGCUGUACCUGGCAGAGAAGGCAGAGUGCUUGUUCACUUUGGAGGCUCACUCGCAGGAGCAGAAGAAGAGGGUGUGCUGGUGCCUGUCAGAGAACAUUGCUAAGCAGCAGCAGCUGGCUGCAUCACCCCCGGAGAGGAAGAUGUUUGAGACAGAGGCAGAUGAGAAGGAGAUGCCCCUGGACGAGGGGAAGGGGCUAGGUGCCGAGGAGCCUACACCCACCAAAGACGUCCCUCCCAGCCAGGAGCUUCCUGUGGGGCAAGACCUCCCACCCAGCAAGGACCCUUCUACAGGGCAAGAAGCAGCUCCUGGCCCAGAGUCACCACCCAGUAAAGACACAGCUACCUGCCAAGAACCCCCUCAAAACUCAGAAACCUCAGAAAGCAAGGACUUCCCACCAUGCCAGGGAUCUCCUCCAACCACAGAACUCCCAUCUUGCCAGGACCCUCUGCUCUGCCAAGAGCUGCCUGUCAUCCUAGAACCCUCUGCUUCAGUCCAGAACUUUCCACCAUCUCAGGGGUCUCCUCACAGCCAGGGCUCCCCGCCAGAGAAGGUCCUUGAUGAACAGACCACCAGCUCCGGGGAGCAACCAGCAACCACUGCAGCUGUAUCCUCAGCCUCCAGGCCUAACUUUGUGAUCCCCGAGGUCCGGCUGGAUAGUGCCUACAGCCGACAGGAUGGGGCCCAUGGGGGCAGCUCUGGUGAGGAUGAGGAGGCAGAAGAAGUGGAGGAAGACGAGGAAGAGGACACCAGCGAUGACAACUAUGGGGACCUUGGCGAGGCCAAACGCAGCAGCCUGAUUGAGACUGGCCAAGGUGCUGAGGGCGGCCUCUCAUUGCGUGUGCAGAACUCGCUGCGGCGCCGGACGCACAGCGAGGGCAGCCUGCUGCAGGAGACCCGUGGGCCCUGCUUCUCCUCUGACACCACCUUACACUGCUCUGACGGUGAGGGCACCACCUCCACCUGGGCCAUCCCUUCACCCCGCACCCUCAAAAAAGAACUGGGUCGUAAUGGAGGCUCCAUGCACCACCUCUCCCUGUUCUUCACUGGGCACAGGAAGAUGAGUGGGACUGACCUUGGGGAUGAUGAUGAAGCCUCCCGGAAGAGAAAGAGCAAGAACAUAGCCAAGGACAUGAAGAAUAAGCUGGCUAUCUUCAGGAGGCGGAAUGAAUCUCCGGGGGCCCAGCCAGCCGGCAAGACAGACAAGACAACGAAGUCCUUCAAGCCUACCUCGGAGGAAGCCCUCAAAUGGAGCGAGUCCCUGGAGAAACUGCUGCUUCACAAAUAUGGCUUAGAAGUGUUCCAGGCCUUCCUUCGCACUGAGUUCAGUGAGGAGAACCUGGAGUUCUGGCUAGCGUGCGAGGACUUCAAGAAGGUCAAAUCACAGUCCAAGAUGGCAGCCAAAGCCAAGAAGAUCUUUGCCGAAUUCAUUGCAAUCCAGGCUUGCAAGGAGGUAAACCUGGACUCAUACACACGGGAACACACCAAGGACAACUUGCAGAGUGUCACCCGAGGUUGCUUUGACCUGGCGCAAAAACGCAUCUUUGGGCUCAUGGAAAAGGACUCAUACCCUCGCUUCCUCCGCUCUGACCUCUACCUGGAUCUCAUUAACCAGAAGAAGAUGAGUCCCCCACUCUAAGGACCACUAGUAUCCAGCUCAGUGUUCACACCAAGUGGAGCGGGCUCCCUGCCCGCCAGCGUCCCUCCCCUGUGACGGAGGGGGCAAGCAAGCCCCCAGAGGCUGUGUCUCGAGACAGACAGAUGGACAUUUGGAUUCGAGGCCUGGACUGAGAGAGACCCAGGCCCCUACAGGAGUAGGAGGAUAGGACAUCAGGUCCUUAAUGCCUCGGUACGAGGGGACCAAGGGCCCUGGCAAGUCAGGGGCCCUGGCGGAACCAGAUCAGGAGCUGUGGCUCCAUGCUUUGGAGAUCUGGAGACUUCACACUGACCAAGUUCCUAAGAGAACUGGCUGUGCGGGAGGGGGACAGGGGGCCCAGGCCUGGGCUCUGGGGUCAUCCUGGGGGCUGUUGGGGCUCACAGCUCAGAUCCUCCCCAAAUGAAUUUUAUUUAUUUAAACCGUAGUUGGAUGCUUGGCACAUGAACUGUCAUAGGAGACCUUCUCCCUGUCGGUUUCCUUAACUUACAAGUGCAAUAUCUUAACCAAUGCCUUGUUAGUGCCACCUGUAGGGGUGGCCUUCAUCCUACAGUUUCAGGGCAUCUGCUGGUCCCAGGAACCAGUGGUGGCAGCUGGGCCUUCUAGAUUGAUAAGGCCUUGGGGGGGGGGUGCUGCAGAAAUCUGGCACCCCCUAGGUGGGUCCCUCAAGAGAUCUGGGGAGGCAUAGUGCCCUCUGGCCACAGAGUAACGAGUGCUGGAACAAAUAAACGGCCUGUGUUAUUCUCA
Arvicola amphibius (Eurasian water vole) is the source of this 3557-nucleotide messenger RNA. It is a transcript of the gene Rgs3, whose product is annotated as regulator of G protein signaling 3. Bases 105 to 2795 code for a protein of 896 amino acids. NCBI's taxonomy places the organism in Eukaryota, Metazoa, Chordata, Mammalia, Rodentia, Cricetidae. The record is from RefSeq and is a predicted model, not a curated record. The transcript is spliced from 16 exons. Gene Ontology annotation, cellular component: plasma membrane; nucleus. Gene Ontology annotation, molecular function: protein binding. Gene Ontology annotation, biological process: signal transduction.